Copidosoma floridanum is the source of this 1165-nucleotide messenger RNA. Its product is annotated as cyclic GMP-AMP phosphodiesterase SMPDL3A. Gene Ontology annotation, molecular function: phosphoric diester hydrolase activity. The record is from RefSeq and is a predicted model, not a curated record. NCBI's taxonomy places the organism in Eukaryota, Metazoa, Arthropoda, Insecta, Hymenoptera, Encyrtidae.
AUGGUCGUUUGGUCUUUGAGCGACAAAUUCGCGGUGCUGCUGAUGCUGCUAUUUUAUCUGGUAGUGCAAGUGGUGGAUGAGAGUGAUGAAGGUGGUACAGAUGUUCCGGGUGGUAAUGGUGGUGAGGGAGGCGGUGCGACGACUUCAAGCCGGGCACCCAGCCAGAGGGCCACGGGAAGCGGGGCGAGCCUCGGGGCAAGAGUGGCGGCGGUAACCACCGGCACGGACCCGGAGAACCAGUGGCAGUGGUUCCGCUCGGUGCUCGACAAGGCCCGCAAAAAGGGAAAAACCGUGUAUAUCGUGGGCCACACACCACCGGGAAUCGAUGAUCGUGAAGCUGGUACUGGCGUCCUCACCGAGGAGCACAAUAGACGCUACCUACAGAUUGUCCGUCAGUACGCGGACAUGAUACGUGGCCAAUUUUUCGGUCACUGGCACUCGGACACCUUUCGCAUCGUCUACAGCGAUGAUGGAGAGCCAGUGUCCUGGAUCAUGGUGUCGCCAAGUAUAACACCGUACAGGCAAGGUGGACCUAAUAACCCCGGCCUUAGACUUUACAAAUUCGAUAACAACACUGGACAGAUUUUGGAUUACGCCCAGUAUUACUUGAAUUUAGCGGAGGCGAACUCGAACAAACAGGCCAACUGGCGACUGGAGUACAACUUGCGGGAGUACUACAACCUCGGCGAGAUAACGGCGCUGAGCUUGCACGACCUCGCCGAUCGAUUCACGCAGCCGAGGGAAAACGCUUUCGUCAGGUACUACGGGGCGAAUCGGGUGUCGUUGGCGCGGGAAGUCGAGGAGAUCUGGGGCUGCGGAGGGGCGCUGAACGGCCUGUGCGCCCUACGCCACUACUGCGCUGUCACGCGGCUCGAGGCGCGCUCCUACGCCACCUGCGUUGCUUCUUACGCGGAGGCUCUUGCGUCCUCGAAAGCUUCGGCGACCCUUGGCUCUCGUCCGGUGCUGCUGGCUGUUUUUCUUCUGUCGCUGGUGGCGAUGAUGCCACGGUAGGAUACGUCACCCGGACUCGAGGAGGACGAUGGUAUGUUUUUCCCGUUUGGAGCCUCGGCUUUGAUGUAUACACAUCCCAUAAUAUAUCACCGAGCUUGAGAGAAAUGGUUUAAUUUUAUUUUUUUUUCCUUUUUUUUCCUUUUUUUUUGGGGUA